This is a messenger RNA of Periconia digitata, 609 nucleotides long. Lineage: Eukaryota; Fungi; Ascomycota; Dothideomycetes; Pleosporales; Periconiaceae. The record is from the annotation of a GenBank genome assembly.
UCCCGAUAUCCACCCCAGUACCUAAUUCCACUCCCAUGCUCUCCAUCGAUGAGGAAGAAAAGCGCCGUUGUGCCAGAUCUACCGAUGGCGAAUACCCAAACAUCCAAAUGCCAACCAAGGGAAAAAAAAACCGUAAUCACAUGUCCAUCUACCACGCCAAACAUCCAUAAAUCAUCCAUCUACUCCCAAACCAUAAUCAUCCAUCUACUCCCAAACCAUCCUCCCUACCACUCCAACUUCAACCCUUCCCACCCCUUACCCCUCUCAACCCUCUCCACACCCACACAAUUCCCCUUCCCCAACGCACCCCCAAAAAGAUGCGGAAACCACACGCUCUCCCCCUCCCCCUCUCCAAGCUUCACUUCCUCCCACUUCACCACCCCUUCGCUGUCCGCUCCAUCGACGUUCUUCACUUUGCCCUCGGCGCCAGAAGCAGUAUACGCGAGUUUAAAGAGAUACAGUUCUUCCGCGUCGGCAAAGAACCGCGCCGCGGUGCCAGGGACUUGUGUGGCGGUGGAAAGAUGGAUGAAGCCGUCGUUUGCGUCCAAGGGGGAUAGCGGGAGGGUUGCUGGGAGGGGGGUUGGGGGUGCGGUGGGGAGGAUUUUGUAG